AUGGACAGCAGUCCGAAGGAAGGAUGCUGCAGCCCUGGGGGCGGGACCCGAGGCUAUUGCCGGCGCCCUCCCCGCGGAUUGGGUGCAGCCGUGACCGACACCGUCCUGGCCUACUCCCCAGAAGCUGGAUGCAGAGCAAGCACCAGUCAACGUGGGCUCCUCUGGCGAUUGCGAGACAAGCAGUCUCGCCUAGGCCUGUUUGAAAUUGGUCCAGGCCAUGAACUGCAUGGGUUGAUGUGCAUGAUGCAGGCAGGGCUAUGGGCUGCCAUCCAGGUCACCAUGGACCAACCACCUACUGGACCACUCAAUGAGGAGGAUUUUUCGGAAGUCCUGACCCAGAUUCAUGAGGGCUUUGAGCUGGGCACCCUGGCGGGCCCAGCCUUCUCCAAGCUGCGCAGCUCCCUGGGCUUGGUGGAGGAGGACUAUCAGACUGCUCUGGGUCCUGGUGGCCCUUAUCUGCAAUUCCUCAGCACCUCUAGGAGCAAGGCUAGCUUCUUCCUCUCCCAUGACCAGCGCUUUUUCCUGAAGACACAACGGCGCCGGGAGGUGCAGGCACUGCUCGCCCAUCUGCCCCAGUACAUGCAGCACUUGCAUAGGCACCCACACUCGCUGCUCGCACGGUUGCUGGGAAUGCACAGCCUGCGAGUGGCCCAGGGGAAGAAGAAAUACUUCAUCAUCAUGCAGAGCAUCUUCUACCCCGCGGGCCGCAUCUCUGAGAGGUAUGACAUCAAGGGCUGUGAAGUGAGCCGCUGGGUAGAGCCAGCCCCAGAGGGCAGCUCCCUUGUCCUGGUGCUGAAGGACCUCAACUUUCAGGGAAAGACCAUGGACCUAGGACCCCAGAGGAGCUGGCUCCUCCGUCAGAUGGAACUGGACACUGCCUUCCUCCGGGAGCUCAACGUGCUGGAUUACAGCCUCCUGAUGGCCUUCCAGGGUCUCCAUGAUGACGAGAGAGACCCAGGCAGCAGCCUCAUGUUCCGCACUGCCAGGUCUGCGCAGGGAACACUGAACCCAGAGGAGCCUGGAGCUCAGAAUCGCCGGCUGCUGCCAGACGCCCCCAACGCCUUACACAUACUUGAUGGGCCUGAGCAACGCUAUUUCCUGGGCCUAGUAGAUCUUGCCACGGUCUACGGGCUCCGCAAGCAUCUGGAGCAUCUAUGGAAGACACUACGCUACCCGGGCCGGACCUUCUCCACCGUCAGCCCGACUUGCUAUGCCCGUCGCCUCUGCCAGUGGGUGGAGACACACACCGAGUGA
Chrysochloris asiatica (Cape golden mole) is the source of this 1254-nucleotide messenger RNA. It is a transcript of the gene PIP5KL1, whose product is annotated as phosphatidylinositol-4-phosphate 5-kinase-like 1. The transcript has 10 exons. NCBI's taxonomy places the organism in Eukaryota, Metazoa, Chordata, Mammalia, Afrosoricida, Chrysochloridae. Bases 1 to 1254 code for a protein of 417 amino acids. Gene Ontology annotation, biological process: phosphatidylinositol metabolic process. The record is from RefSeq and is a predicted model, not a curated record. Gene Ontology annotation, molecular function: phosphatidylinositol kinase activity.